This is a messenger RNA of Seminavis robusta, 1497 nucleotides long. The record is from the annotation of a GenBank genome assembly. Lineage: Eukaryota; Bacillariophyta; Bacillariophyceae; Naviculales; Naviculaceae.
AUGGCGAAUGCCAAGAAGAAGAACCGCAAGGAUAGCAGCAGCAGCAGCAACAAGAAGAAUGAGAAAAGCAAUACUACUUCCAAAGGAAUGUUUCUGGCAGUGGCCGUGGUUCUCCUUGCCUACUUGAUUGGAGGAGCACGCUAUUAUCUACUCGCAUCCAAUCUGUGGCCCUUUCAAGGCGGCAAUAAUUUGGCCAAUCUGACACCCGUUGAAAGACUCUUGAAAUUAUGGCGUGCGGGAGACAAGGUGGACAUCCAGAACAUCACCAACGGCAACCGAGGUCUGGUGGCCACACAAGAUAUUGAACAGGGAAGUGUCAUUGUGACAUCGAAUUUCCAUGACCUAGAAGGAGAAAUUCGUAAAGAUUAUCCCGAAGUCGCUACGUUGGUGGAUGAAACCGUCGCCACUGUCGUCAAGGAACAGGGGGCCAAGUUUGCCGAUGAAAACUUGGCAUCCAAGAUUCUGGGCAUUCUGAGGUUCCUCCAGUUGGUAGAUAUUAAAAAGAAUCCCAAAUGGGUGGCCUAUGCCGAGACAUUGCCUUCCAAUGUAACCAGUAUGGCAUGGUAUUGGACCGACGAAGAACGCAAAUGUCGAGUACCUCGACCAGAUGACGAAGUCAUAUACCAAGAUCGAAAUGUCUUUCAUGGCGUCAUGGAAAAACUAUUUCUCAGCCAGCAAUACACCUUACUGCAAGAUAUCAAGUCCGAGUGCUCCAAACUUAGACUCGAAUGGGGUUAUCUCAUGCUCCGAACACGAGGAUUCGGGAAACUCUUCUUUGUACCCAUUAUGGAUAUGAGCAACCAUGAUCCUCUGCGCGCUGCACCCGUAACCUUUGACAAACGAGCUGCAAAGAUCUACAUGGUGGCAGCACGAGAUUUACAAAAGGGUGAUCCCAUUUACAACAACUACGGUCACUUGUCUCCAGUGAGUUCCGCAGAAUGCCAUGGCUUUGUUCAAGAUCUAGAAGACGGGGUGGCCUACUUUGAAUCUCCCUCCAUCCAUCGCGAUAUGUGGAGGAGUGAACGCACCAACAGCAAUCCUCAGUGUACCGGUAGUCCCAUCAAGUUCUUUGGAAACACGGGAGAUCAAAUCAUUUCGGCGCAAUUGGGAACCGGUAAAGAUGCACACUAUUCCACUCAUUACAAGGAAUACCGACCCACCCAGCUUUCACAUGCUUGUAUGCGUGUCUUGAUACAAUCAGAAAAGGGAAGUGAACUGGCAAAGUACGUUGUCAGCGCCUUUGAAAAAGAUUACAAUCGGUAUGCUGCCAUGGCCAAUGCAGAGCGCUGUCAAUCCUCCGAGGGGAACUUUCCGUUGAUUCGAAAGGCCAACUCGGUCAUGGCAGCCUUGUUGUGGGAGGCCAUGGAAUUGGCCGAAAAGGCAGCUCACGAUGAAAGUAUUCCUUAUCCGGGCAUUCCAGAACACGAGGAAGCCCUGACGGCAGCAGCAGAACAAGCCAAGAAGGACGUGGCAGCAGCAAAGAAUGAGAGUGAAUGA